AUGUUUGGUAUUAUUGAGGCUUUUGUAUUUUGUCCGAAUAAUAUAAAUAUACCAUUAUUACCCUAUAAAGAUGAGCGAAACGAAUUAUUGUCUUUCCCAAGAGGUAGAUUCAUAGGUGUCUAUUUCACUGAAGAAUUGAUAAAAGCGCGUUCAGUUGGUUACAUGGUAUACCCUAUAAGGGGAUAUUUAUAUGAGAAAGGGGAGAGGACAAAAGCGUCAGUUGUUCACUGCCUAUGGAGUAUGGGGAGUGUGAUACAAAUGCACUUUUCCACCCAGUGCUCUUUUCCUUUGGCAUCUCUGUUUCAGUGA
Molecule: messenger RNA, 309 nt
Organism: Capsicum annuum
Lineage: Eukaryota; Viridiplantae; Streptophyta; Magnoliopsida; Solanales; Solanaceae
Source: the annotation of a RefSeq genome assembly